GAGGACUGCAGCUUGAUUGGCAGCCGCUCUGUCCACAGACCUUCCUCACAGAACUACCAGAGGAAGCCGAGAGAAAGAUUAUAUCAGCAAACAUCUUUCUCAGUUCCGAGCAAUGGAGAUAAGAUUAAGAUGAUAAAUUACGUCAUGGACAUUGCCCAUUUUCUUUAAAAUCCAGGAGUAUUUAUUUCACAGCUAAUUUUCACUUCGAGACCAGUUGAGAUUCAACAAACAAACAAUAUUCUAGACUUCUGAGAAGAUUUCUGUCCAAGAAUGUUGACUCUUCUGAUUCUCGCCCUAUUGGGGACUUUUUCCUCUGAUGCUGCCGACAUUAACCUAGAAAAAAGAGAUCUUAGCAUGGUAUGGAGUGAUACGGGAUGCGAAAACACAAAUAUUGCACUUCAAGGUCGUGCGACACAGUCAUCUGUCUAUACAGUUGAUCAUGACGGCAGCUUUGCACUAGCUAUGAAUGCAAUAGAUGGAAACACAGAUACAGACCUUUAUCAUGGGUCAUGUAUGCACACCAACUGUGAAUAUAAUCCAUGGUGGAGAGUAGAUUUGCUAAGUUGUUACAAAAUAUCAAAGGUGGUGAUCACAAACAGAGGGACUCAUGGGUCAAGACUGAACGGAGCAGAAAUUCGCAUUGGAAACUCCUUGAGAAAUAAUGGGAACAACAAUCCGAGAUGUGCAGUAAUAUCUUCUCUUCCGGAUGGUUUUACGCAAACAUUUAUGUGCCGUAACAUGGUCGGGCGUUACGUGAAUAUUCAUAUACCUGGAAGAGAAGAAUGUCUCCAUGUCUGCGAGGUCCAGGUCUUUGGAGUUCCUGCAUAAAACCAACUUAUCUGCAACAAAAUACAUUGAAUUAAAAUAUGUAACUUUAUAUGCAAAAUUAUAAGCGAUCAGGAGAGACACUUGAUUGAAAUAUCAAAUUGUAAUGAUAAUGAGAGUGAAUCAACUUAAUUGGAAAUAAAAUAAACUAUUGGCAACAAA
Messenger RNA from Bombina bombina (fire-bellied toad), 987 nucleotides. Its product is annotated as fucolectin-like. Bases 271 to 828 code for a protein of 185 amino acids. The record is from RefSeq and is a predicted model, not a curated record. The transcript has 6 exons. NCBI's taxonomy places the organism in Eukaryota, Metazoa, Chordata, Amphibia, Anura, Bombinatoridae.